This is a messenger RNA of Exophiala oligosperma, 2101 nucleotides long. RefSeq names its product V-type proton ATPase subunit B. The transcript is spliced from 5 exons. Lineage: Eukaryota; Fungi; Ascomycota; Eurotiomycetes; Chaetothyriales; Herpotrichiellaceae. The record is from RefSeq and is a predicted model, not a curated record. Bases 214 to 1743 code for a protein of 509 amino acids. Gene Ontology annotation, cellular component: proton-transporting V-type ATPase, V1 domain. Gene Ontology annotation, biological process: proton transmembrane transport; ATP metabolic process. Gene Ontology annotation, molecular function: ATP binding; proton-transporting ATPase activity, rotational mechanism.
ACCAGAUUCCCGCAAACCCAUUUGGAUCUUUUGGCGCCGAUUCAACUCGUCAAGAUCCUCCCCAAGCUACUCGUAGGCUCGACCUGCAUUAUCGUUGUUUAGCCGAUUCGUUGUUUUUCCAUUGAAUUUCUUGUGCACAGCUGUCCGAUACUCAGCACAGCAAUACCGUCUGCCUUUGCUAACCCUCGACCACCCUCCCACACGCCGCCAGUCAUGGCUCACUCAGAUCACCGUAUGGCUAGUGUAAAGCCGAGAUUGACAUACAACACAAUCAGCGGUGUCAAUGGACCCCUGGUCGUUCUUGACAAUGUCAAAUUCCCUAGAUACAACGAGAUUGUCAGUCUGACACUACCCGAUGGCUCGUCGAGGUCUGGUCAAGUUCUGGAAGCAAGAGGAAACAGAGCCGUUGUGCAAGUGUUUGAAGGAACAACUGGUAUCGACGUGAAGAAGACAAAAGUCGAAUUCACAGGCCACAGCUUGAAGAUCGGUGUCUCAGAAGACAUGCUUGGUCGAAUCUUUGACGGUUCUGGAAGAGCUAUAGACAAGGGUCCUAAAGUGCUGGCGGAGGAUUAUCUUGAUAUCAACGGCAGUCCCAUCAAUCCAUAUUCACGGGUUUAUCCCGAAGAAAUGAUUUCCACAGGUAUCUCGGCCAUUGACACGAUGAACUCGGUCGCUCGAGGACAGAAGAUUCCCAUCUUCUCUGCAGCUGGUCUGCCUCACAACGAAAUUGCAGCUCAGAUUUGUCGGCAGGCUGGUCUGGUGCACCAACCCAACAAGGGUGUCCACGAUGGCCACGAGGAGAACUUUUCGAUUGUCUUUGCCGCUAUGGGUGUCAACAUGGAAACCGCACGUUUCUUCACCCGAGACUUUGAAGAGAACGGCUCAAUGGAGCGUGUCACACUGUUUUUGAACUUGGCCAACGAUCCUACCAUUGAACGUAUCAUCACACCUCGACUUGCCCUGACAACCGCAGAAUACUACGCCUAUCAACUCGAAAAGCACGUGUUGGUCAUCCUCACAGAUCUCUCGGCCUACUGCGAUGCUCUCCGAGAAGUGUCUGCUGCACGAGAAGAAGUUCCUGGUCGACGUGGUUACCCCGGUUACAUGUAUACUGACUUGUCCACCAUCUACGAGCGAGCCGGUCGUGUCGAAGGUCGAAAUGGAUCCAUCACACAAAUCCCCAUUCUGACCAUGCCUAACGACGAUAUUACCCACCCUAUCCCUGACCUGACUGGUUACAUCACGGAGGGCCAGAUCUUCGUCGAUCGACAACUGUACAACAAGGGUAUCUACCCACCCAUCAACGUCCUGCCGUCGUUGUCUCGAUUGAUGAAGUCUGCCAUUGGUGAAGGAUUGACCAGAAAAGACCACGGUGACGUGUCGAACCAACUGUACGCCAAAUAUGCCAUUGGUCGAGAUGCUGCUGCGAUGAAAGCUGUCGUUGGUGACGAAGCACUGAGUUCCGAAGAUAAGUUGUCGCUGGAGUUCCUCGAAAAGUUCGAGAAGCAAUUCAUUUCACAAAGCCCGUACGACAAGCGAUCGAUCUUUGACAGUCUGGAUCUUGGCUGGAAUUUGCUUCGUAUUUUCCCCAAGGAACUGCUCAACCGUGUCAACCCGAAGAUUUUGGACGAGUUCUACGCGAGAAAGAGCCACGGCAAGGAGAGGAGGGCUAAAAAGGACACCAGAGAUAACGAGGAUGGUGGAAAACAAGUCAACGGCGAGCCAAACCUGCUCGAUGAUUAGAGUAAUUACUUCUGUCGUUCGGAGUAGAGGUAUCUGUUAUGUUAUCGAAGAGGUUGAGAAGUGGCUAUACCUCUCUGUCUGAAAGAGGUCUGUCUCCCUCCGCGGUCCGUAUAUCCAAACAUAUGCACUACUGGAGCAGCCUUGAUCAACAACCAUUUUUCAGCGCCAGAACUUCAAUAUUUGCCAUCGUUUUCGCCAAUGCAGGAGAUGGUACGUACUCCUUACUACGGGAACAUAAAGAUUUCCUUUCCCUUCUCAUCUGAUCUGAAACAUCGUUCAAGUUUCAUCGAUGGAAAUAUAUGUUCGGGGGCUCUACUAGAUGUCUACAAGUUAGAAGACCAAGACUUUUGUUUUCUUU